Molecule: messenger RNA, 356 nt
Organism: Staurois parvus
Lineage: Eukaryota; Metazoa; Chordata; Amphibia; Anura; Ranidae
Source: the annotation of a GenBank genome assembly
CUCCCCGGACCCUGCAUUCACUAUAUCUGGCCUCCCCGGACCCUGCAUUCACUAUGUCCGGCCUCCCCGGACCCUGCAUUCACUAUAUCUGGUCUCCCCGGACCCUGCAUUCACUAUGUCCGGCCUCCCCGGACCCUGCAUUCACUAUGUCCGGCCUCCCCGGACCCUGCAUUCACUUAUGUCUAGCCUCCCCGGACCCUGCAUUCACUAUGUCCGGCCUCCCCGGACCCUGCAUUCACUAUGUCCGGCCUCCCCGGACCCUGCAUUCACUAUGUCCGGCCUCCCCGGACCCUGCAUUCACUAUGUCCGGCCUCCCCGGAUCUUGCAUUCACUAUAUCUGGUCUCCCACAGUACAC